GAAAACUAAAGACUGAGGUGGCUUUUACGAAUCGUUUUCGCCACAUGAGUUUUGCGCUAUUUUGGCGGGUUCAUCAAAAGUUUGUUGCGAACAUUCCGUGCAAAUUAACACUUUGCCUUCCCAAAAUCACAUUACGUUUAAUAACUGGCGGUGUUCACUCUGCGCAAAUAAUAAAUAUGAAUGGAGUUACAGAUAUAGACUCAUUACGUGCUAAGGUUCGCGCUCAGGGUGAUAUAGUACGACGUCUGAAGGAAGAAAAAGCAUCUGACAGCGCCCUUAAGGAAGCUAUCUCUGCCUUAAAGGCUUACAAAAAAGCUUUGGAUGAUAAGGAAAUUGAGCUGUCUCCUAAGGAUCCUUCUUUUGAUCGUGGUAAACUAGAGGAUCUUUUGAAACAAAAGUUUUUCUAUGACCAAUCUUUCUCUAUUUACGGAGGUAUUCAGGGUCUCUAUGAUUAUGGCCCGAUGGGUUGUGCUAUGAAAGCCAAUUUACUUUCUGCUUGGCGUCAAUUCUUUAUUUUGGAAGACCAUUUAUUAGAAGUCGACUGCUCUAUGCUUACACCUGAACCUGUUUUACAAGCAUCUGGACAUGUCGAUCGAUUCACAGAUCUAAUGGUCAAAGAUGUAAAAACUGGAGAUUGUUUCCGUGCUGAUCAUUUGGUAAAGUCAGCACUCGAAGCCAAGAAAAGCAAUAAGAAAACCCCUGAAAAUGAAAAACAGGAAAUCGAUAGGAUGAUCUUACAGCUGGACAACUAUGGGGCAGACGAGCUACAUCAAAUUAUACGUCGUUUUGAUAUCAAAUCACCGACAACAAUGAACGACUUAACUGAACCAAAAGAAUUUAACUUGAUGUUUUCAACAAUGAUUGGUCCUACCGGCCAAUGUAAAGGUUAUCUUCGCCCGGAGACUGCCCAAGGGAUUUUCGUCAAUUUCCAGAGGCUCUUACACUUUAAUCAAGGUCGUCUUCCUUUUGGAGCUGCUCAAAUCGGUUCUGCAUUUCGUAAUGAAAUAAGCCCGCGUUCCGGUCUAAUUCGCGUCCGAGAGUUUACCAUGGCGGAAAUUGAAUAUUUUGUAGAUCCCAGUGACAAACGUCAUCCCAAGUUUGAGGACGUGAGAAAUACAGAAAUGGUACUUUAUUCGUCAUGUGAUCAGAUGAGUGGCGAAAGACCUCGAAAUGUUACUAUUGGUGAAGCGGUCGAUAGAGGUGUUGUGGCAAAUCAGACGUUAGGAUACUUCAUGGCGCGAAUACACUUGUUUUUAAUCCAUAUUGGUGUUGAUGCAAAACGACUACGAUUCCGACAGCAUUUAUCAAAUGAAAUGGCCCAUUAUGCCUGUGAUUGUUGGGAUGCUGAAUGUCAAACAAGUUACGGUUGGAUUGAAUGUGUUGGUUGUGCAGACAGAAGUUGUUAUGACUUAAAUCAACACAGUAAAGCUACUGGUACCCGUUUAGUUGCAGAGAAACCUUUAGAUGAACCUAAAACUGUACAAGUCUGUGAAUGUAUACCCAAUAAAGGUGAGUUAGGAAAAGUAUUUCGAGGAGAAGCGAAAACCAUCAUACAACAAUUGAGCUCACUUACUCUCGAUGAAUGUCAUUGUCUAAACAAUGAGUUGAAAAACACCGGAAAGAUUACUCUAACAGUUAAUGGAAAGCAAGUAUAUCUUAACAACUCAAUGGUUCAGAUCAAGGAAUAUGAAAAUGUUGUACACGUCAGUGAAAUAGUACCGAAUGUAAUUGAGCCUUCAUUUGGCAUUGGUCGAAUUCUGUAUACUAUAUUUGAACACUCUUUCCGUGUACGUGAAGGUGAUGAACAACGCACAUAUUUAUCUGUAUCUCCAGUAUUAGCACCAUAUAAGUGCUCUUUACUACCACUUUCAAAUCAUGGUGACUUUGCUCCAGUUGUUCGCAAGUUGUCCUCAGAACUGACUAAAUAUGCUGUUUCACAUCGAGUCGAUGAAAGUAGUGGGUCCAUUGGACGACGAUAUGCUCGUACAGAUCAAAUUGCUAUUCCAUACGGAAUUACUAUCGACUUUGACACCUUGAAUAAGUCACCCGCUUCAGCAACACUUCGUGAACGUGACAGCAUGAAACAAAUCAGAGUACCAUUGGAUGAACUGCCUUCUUUGAUGUCCGAUAUUGCUAGUGGCAAUAAAUCUUGGGACGAUGCACGAGCAAAGUAUCCAGCAUUUGAACAGCAAGAAACGGCUCAAAAGAAGGAAACAGCAGAAUCUUCAUCAAAUGACCAUUCAUUAGAUUUGAUAACCGAACGUAUCGAUUUAGGUGAGAUAAGCAACUCAGUAAAAGAGCAAAAAAAUAUCACUAAAACACACCAACACACUACUCCUGUGCACGGAGAACAGACUGUUGAAUCUAAAGAAACUCAUGCUAGUCGAUUUGGGAAGAAAGCUCUUAAUUGGACAGACUGUGGUAAAACCAUUCGGAAACGUUAUAAAGAGCAAGAGGAACGAGAAAAAUCGCUCAGUGGGCAAAACAUAUUGACACAUCCUAGCGUAUCAACUGAUCUCUUGGGGAACACAGAAACUGGGGGUAUUAUCUCGGGUUAUGACGCUGAUCAUGAAGAUAAUACUUGUGGCUUCAAUAAAUCAUCUCGUAUCCACCCCCAAGAUUCUAGUGCUCAUUGCUCUGAUCUUUCCCAGCCGACAAACUGUCUGAAAUUUCCUAGUAAUGUGCCAUCUGUCAAAAAAUCAUUCGCCACCGAUAAAAAUCAUACAAAACUUGACAUUUCUUCUGAAUACCCACCACUUCCAUCAAAUGGUAAGUCGAGAGAGAAAAUCCCAUACCAUGGCGUUUUUGUUGGAGAUGGGUGGCCCAACGACAAAAAAGUAGAUCCAGAGCCGAAAACUAAUAAUCCUAACCCCUCUGUCUCAAAACACAAUUAUGCAGCAGACGAAUCUCAACUGCCUUCAAAUUUAGCGUCUCAUAAUACUCAAAAGUAUAAAAGUGAAAGUAUAUUCGACAAAAAUUGCUCGGAAUGGGUUUCUACUUUGGCCAAGCUAGAUCAACCACUGUUUGAAGUUGAAAUGAGUCAGUUUUUUUAUGGACACUCAACUAGAGUAAAAACAAAACACAUCACAACUAGUAAGUGCACUUCGAAAAGCAGUCAACCUGUUGUCUCUCAGUCUAAUAAAUUAUCUUACCAUGGACUUUUUGUGGGUGAAGGAUGGCCUAUUAUCAAACCCGAUAAGAAAGGAGAGAUAAUACAUAGUUCUGGAAAAUCCGAAACUAGGAAUAUUGAUUUGGAAGAAAUAUGGCAGAAUGAGAAGGAUAAUUUAACUAUCAAGAUAGCAGAAAAUGCGAAUAUAUGUGAUUGGAGUUCAGUUGUAUCUCAGAUUCCAGAGAGUCUUAUAGAUUCAGAACAAAAUCAACUUAAUCAAAUUGAUCUGACUGACUUUAAUGCUUUCGGUACUCCUAAAAAAGUUCAAGAUACUCAAUUGGUUUCAGUUCUACAGGAUCUUGGACCCGAUCAACACGAUGAACUGUCAUCAAAUGACCAAGAAAAAAUUAAAACCCCUAAUAUAUUAGAACAGCGUACUAAUUUGGGAACAGUGACAUUAUUCAAGCAGUCUAACAAGACGGAAGAUCGAUAUAACGCUCACUUGUUAGUGGAACCUGUUUCUACGGAAAAUAUUUUAAAUAACAAUAAUAUACAAAAUGAUAUUAAGGAUGAUUCAGAGUUAUUUUCCAGCAGUUCACCUACGAUUUUAAACCAUAUGAAACCAGAUACAAAACAAACUAAAUCAGAGGCAAAAGCUACCGAAUUAGAUUCAUGUGUGCACAAAGCUGACAAAUCCGAUGAGCCUAUCAUAAAUAAAGUCAGUCAGAAUAAACCAACCCCAGAAUGUCAGUCGUCAGCAAGUCUAGUAAACCCCGAAAUCCUCCAUGAUAAAAAUGAAUCUCCCAUUGCUAGUAAUGGCCCUAAACAAACAGAAAUCACUCCGCCUAAAGAUAAAGCAAAAAAGCAUAAGAACAAACAUAAGAAAAAGAAAAAAAAUGCUUAAACUCAUACAUACCACUCUAUAGUCUCAACCAACUUUAAUUUCAUUUUAUUCAUUUACAGUGUGAUUUUAUUUUAACUUUGAAAAUGUUUUACUUGCCUCUUAUUGCCUAAAAUAAUAAAAAUGAUGUAAUAAUCUACAAACAACACAUACGCAAGUGUUUAGUGAUACACCUUAUUACUAUGUGCUUUUAUUUAUCACAAAACUGUAUAAAAUGGAUAGAAAAGUCAA
This is a messenger RNA of Schistosoma margrebowiei, 4241 nucleotides long. Lineage: Eukaryota; Metazoa; Platyhelminthes; Trematoda; Strigeidida; Schistosomatidae. The record is from the annotation of a GenBank genome assembly.